CAAGCAGAGAGGCUGCUAAGUUAGGAUUUAUAGUAUUAUAACAUUUAGGUAACAACAACUUCUUUGGCACCUCGCCACACCUCAGCUGCAUGCAUAAAUACUGAACGACGUCCUAGCAAUUUCGCUGUCGGCCCCUAAACGUUUUGAUUUUCCAAAACACCUAUAUAUAUCCCUCCAUUGAAUCGUUCGCCAUGGGUCUUACAAUCCACACUAUCGGAACCUCCACCCUUCACCGUCAGGCUGAACGCGCCGUUAUCAACCUCGACGUGUCCAGCGAUGGAAAAGAUCAGUCUACAGUAUCUCAAGACGUGACUCGCACCUCCAACCGCCUUCAAUCCCUCCUGAAAGAAAUCGCGCCGAAGCAGGAGUCCGGCGACCCCACCCCCGAAGCCCCGGUCACAUUCUGGAGCAUGAGCUCUAUCAGCACCGGCAGUUAUCUCCCCUGGGACCACGACAAGCAGGAACACCGAGCACGGGUCUACUCCGCCCGGACCAACUUCGAGGUCAAGUUCCGGGACUUCAGCAAACUGGGCGAGUUCGUGUCAGACGUGGCGAAGGACCCUCUGGUUUCGGUGCGGGAUGUCGACUGGCAGUUGACGGAUGAUACAAAACAGCAGCUGGGACAGGAAUGCAGGAAACUAGCGGUCUGGGACGCGCUCGCCAAGGCUAAGGAUUAUGCGGGUGCGCUGAACAUGAGUAAUCUUCGACCCGUUGAGAUCGACGAUUCUCAGGGACAUGUUUCUCCGGCGCUGUAUACUUCCGCUCGAAGGGCACCUGCAUUUGCCGAUGGUGGGGGUGAGCAGGCGUUGAGUUUUGUGCCGGAGAGUUGCGAAAUCGAGUGCUCCGUGAAGAUGCGCUUGGAGGUGGAGUGACUGGCCUGUGGGCGAGCGGAGACUAAUGGGUUUAAGUUACGUGAGACGAACUAUUCUUUGACAAAUUGAUACACCACUGAAUUACUAUAUGAAUAUGGAUGUUAG
This is a messenger RNA of Aspergillus caelatus, 977 nucleotides long. Its product is annotated as SIMPL domain-containing protein. The coding region runs from base 192 to 872 and encodes 226 amino acids. The record is from RefSeq and is a predicted model, not a curated record. Lineage: Eukaryota; Fungi; Ascomycota; Eurotiomycetes; Eurotiales; Aspergillaceae. Gene Ontology annotation, biological process: DNA damage response. The transcript has 2 exons. Gene Ontology annotation, cellular component: external side of plasma membrane.